UGUCUUGUUUCUUUAUGGUUGCUUUUUCUCGUUAUCUAAGGACACACACGUUUCUUCUGUUCAGAGAGAAAGAUUUAUAUAAAAAGUCAGUUUCAAUUUGCUCGUCUGUGUUUCGGUUCUGUCUGAACGGUCAUCAUCAUCAUCAUCGUCUUCAUUACUCCUGCCAUUAAACCUUUCUUGAGAAUAUUAUUUGUGAACGAUGAGAAGCCAACGAGAUCAAGACUCCAGGGCUUUCUACGAUCUCUCGGCUCUUGUCCUGAGCCUCCUCCGCUCUCCGCCGAUGCCGAUUUCUCUCCCCGAUCACUUCCCGGAUUCGCCGAUGAUGAGGAGUCGGUCGCCUUCGAUGGCUCAUAUAUCUCCCUCCGGGUUCGCGUCGCUGCUGCUGGGUAUAUCGGUGGCUCUGAUGCUAUGUGGAUCCGUGACUUUCUUCAUCGGCUUCCUCUUGUUGCCUUGGGUUCUGGCUCUCAUCGUGGUUCUUUAUGUCGCCGGGAUCGUCUCCGCCAUUUCCAUGGCUGGGAGGUCGAUCCUCUCUUACGUCUUGACGCCGCCGCCUUCUUUUUCAUCGAGGAAGGGCAUUUCUGAAUGGAAGCUGUUGUGAAGUGACGAAAACCUCAAUUAUCAUCCGGAAGAGCGGGACAAAGAAGAUGGAUUGAGUAUAUAACAACGCAAUCCAGAUUAGAGAUUUUCUAUAUAUGUUCUUUUAUCUGUAUUUUGGGGGGAAAUUAUGUGGAUAUUUGGGAGUUUUUAUGUUUUCUUUUACUUUUUCAAAAAGAAAAAAAGAUUUUUAUAUUUUACUGUUAGAGAAAUGGAGAAAGCGUUCUGAGUUUGUGCUUUUUCCAUGGAUGGUUUUAUUAUUAUUAUGUAACAUAAUUUAUUUAGGAAAAAAAUCUUAAAAAAAGA
This is a messenger RNA of Brassica oleracea var. oleracea, 900 nucleotides long. RefSeq lists its product as uncharacterized. Lineage: Eukaryota; Viridiplantae; Streptophyta; Magnoliopsida; Brassicales; Brassicaceae. Bases 200 to 598 code for a protein of 132 amino acids. The transcript has 2 exons. The record is from RefSeq and is a predicted model, not a curated record.